GAGGAAGAACUGGACAUCUGGUAAGUCUGGCCCGCCAUGGACUCAGCAGCCAAGGACCAAAUGCAGCCUGUUCUUCCUCCUGGACCUGAGUGGCCAGAGCAGGAGAGGGCGGAGCAGCUGGCCCGGGGUGCAGCACUCAAGUGGGCCUCGGGCAUCUUCUACCGGCCGGAGCAGCUGACUAGGUUGAGCCAGUACCGCAGUCGCGAGGAGCAGCGCACCUGCUCCCUGGAAGCACGAAUCAAGUCGGUGGUGCAGUCAUACCUGGAAGGUGUGCAGAUUGGGGUGUGGCAGCUGGCCCAGGCCCUUGAAGCCAUGCAGGGAACCCGUGAGGCCCUGAGCCAGGCCCAUGGGUUGCUCCAGGGCAUGUCCCAGGCGUCACAGACCCUACAGCCCCUGCGGGAGAAGGUUGCCCAGCACAAGCAAUUGCAGGCCCUGUCUCAGUUGCUGCCCCGGCUGCAGGCAGUGCCAGCUGCAAUGGCCCACACGCAAAACCUGAUUGAUGGCCAACAGUUAUUGGAGGCAUAUGUGAGCCUUCGGGAGCUGGAGCAGCUGCAAGAGGAGACUUGGGCAUCCCUGGGGGGCCUGGAGUUGCCAGUCUUCCAGGGACUAGGCCUUCUGGCUGAGGCACUGGGCCAGGCUGUGGAGGCAACUGCAGGGGCUGCAGGACAGUUGGCACGGGAGAACCCAGCUCUGCUGGUGGCUGCUGUGCGUGUGGCAGAGGUGGAGGCUGGGCGAACAACACCCCUGGGGCAGGUCCCCCGCGACUGGCAGCAGCGCUGUCUGCGGGCACUACAGGAGGGCCUAGAGCGGGUCCACUUUGGGUCACCUCUGCUGCCUGAGCCAGGGGCCCUUGCAGCAUGGCUGGAGGCUCUGCGGGUGGCCCUGCCAGCCGAGUUGGCCACAGCUGAGGCAUUAGUAGCACCCUGCUGCCCGCCACACUACAAUGUGGUCCAGCUAUGGGCCCACACCCUGCACAGUGGCCUACGCCACAGCCUGCAGCAACUCCUCGCGGGGCCUGAGCUGGGAGCUGCUGACACCUUCGCCUUGCUGCAUUGGGCACUGCAAGUGUACCUGGGGAAGGAAAUGAUGGGGAGCCUGGAGUUGGGACCUGAGGCUGACGUGUCCCGGCUGGAGCCCCUCCUGACCUUGGAGAACAUCGAGCAGCUAGAGGCAACAUUUGUGGCCAAAGUUCAGGUAAAUGUGUCCCAGUGGCUGCAGAAGGCUCUGGAUGGGGAAGUAGCUGAGUGGGGCCGGGAGCAAGAGCCUAACACAGACUCGUCCGGCUUCUACCACUCACCAAUGCCGGCCAUCGUGCUGCAGAUCCUGGAUGAGAACAUUCGCGUGACCAGCCUGGUCAGUGAGUCACUGCAACGUCGGGUGCAUGGCAUGGCACUGUCAGAACUGGGAGCAUUCCUGAGCAGCUUCAGUGAUGCUCUGAUCCAAUUCUCCCGAGACCACCUCAGAGGGGAAGCACUGGCUCCCCAUUAUGUGCCCUACCUACUGGCUGCCCUCAACCACCAAUCAGCACUCAGCUCCUCAGUGUCCGUCCUGCAGCUCGACGAGGUGGCUUCAGGGGCUUUGGCGCCGGUGGAAGCCGCGUUGGACGAGUUGCAGAGAAGGAUCUACCGCCUGGUUUUGGAGGCGCUGCUGGUGGAGCUCCAGCCUCUGUUCGCGGCUCUGCCCUCGCGCCGGUGGCUGACGAGCCCUGAGCUGCUGGACGGUGUAUGCGAGCGGACUGGGCGCUUCUGCCGGGACUUCUGGCGCGUGCGGAACUCCGCAGUUCAGCUGUUGGCUGAGGCAGAGCGCGCCGUGGUGCUUCAGUACCUACGUGGGCUGAUGCAGGGCCGCCUAGUGUGCCGUGGUGCCAGCGAGAGGACUCAGGCGGCCGAGCGACUGCGGCACGAUGCUGCCCAGCUUCAGCAGCUUUUUCUCGGUUUGGGUCUGGAGGAGAGCGCGCAUUGCGCGCCGGUGCUGCUUGCCCUGAGGGAGCUGCUGAACCUUCACGACCCCACGCUGCUUGGCCUCGAGGUGGCGGGCCUGCGGCAACAGUUUCCCGACGUGAGCGAGGAUCAUGUCUCUGCCCUCUUGGACCUGCGCGGGGACGUGUCCCGAGAACAGCGCCUGGCCGCACUCAGCUCUCUGCAGGCCAGCCCGCCGCCCUCGUCCCCCACCGGCAGUCGCGCACUCUUCAGCCUAGUGCCAGCGCCUACGCCCGCUCUGUCAUCCUGUCUCCCCUCCGGGUCCUGCGCCUGACGCCCGGCUGCCAGCGGAAUAAAGCCACGGCUCCUGUA
This is a messenger RNA of Carlito syrichta (Philippine tarsier), 2291 nucleotides long. RefSeq names its product exocyst complex component 3 like 1 (gene EXOC3L1). Gene Ontology annotation, cellular component: exocyst. NCBI's taxonomy places the organism in Eukaryota, Metazoa, Chordata, Mammalia, Primates, Tarsiidae. The coding region runs from base 37 to 2253 and encodes 738 amino acids. Gene Ontology annotation, biological process: exocytosis; exocyst localization. The transcript is spliced from 14 exons. Gene Ontology annotation, molecular function: SNARE binding. The record is from RefSeq and is a predicted model, not a curated record.